AUAGUUGCUAUAGUUAAAAAGAAAUUGUACUUGCAUUACACCGCUGUUAUAAUUUGCUGGCCGUUAGAGCAGUACUUGGAAACUCAACCCAACCUAGUGUCUGACAGCAGGUAUAAUCACAUUCCAAGGAGCAGAUUGACAGCCAGUUGAUGAGAAAUGUUAAAUAUGGAGCUUUGCUUUCUUGGUUAAGUCAUUGAAAAAGGGCGUGAAGAAGGAAUUGCUUUUGAACUGCUGUUUCUGGUUUCUCAUGUUUUGUUUUUUUUUUUUUUAUAGUAGCAUAAGCUGAGGCCUUCAUCCUAAGUAACAGAUUAUUUACUAGAUUCUUUGCAAACAGAAAGUUUUAGUGUAGUAAAGUCCAUUACGGAAAAUAAUGAAAUUGUAAGUAAAUAGUUUAAUGCAGUUCAUUUUUGCUAAGACUCACUGUAAUAUAUGAUACUGUGAUAUAUGAUAUGUGAUAGCUGAUUUUACAUGGUAACCAAGGACUUAGAGCGUCGCUGUGAUAGUAAUACUGGGAUAAUACCAGUUAAUGAUCCUUCUUUAUUUUAGUCUCUAUACUUAUGUUUUCAAUUAACUUAAAGUCUUUUCAUAUUAAAUGUAUACACUGCAUUUUCAGGAUGUGAAUGUAGAUGCACAAAAUGCAAAUGGCUUUUUAUUCCAAGUGUAAGAACUUCACAGAAAAUUUAAAUAAUCCUUUGCUGACAGUGAUGUUCCUCUAGAACAAGUUAUCAGUAAAUGCAUCAUGCAUUGAUUAAUAAUAACAACUGGCAUAAAGGAAAUUUUGUUCUUAAUUGCAAGGUUAGAGACCUCAGUCUCUCGUGUCUCUUGUAACCUGUAGUUACCCUUACCUGAGUGAAGCUUCAAUUUUAAUUGCAAAGACUAAGUUUUUCAGGUAGGCCAGAUUAUUUCUUUUUUCCAAAGAAGUAGAAGUCAUGGAUCAGGGAACCCUUGUUAUUUUUAACCCAGUUUUAUCUACUGUUGCAAUAGUAUACUUAUGUUUUAUGGUUAUGCCCAUGCAGUAUGCCAGAUCUGUCAUCUUAAUCAGUUUUAUGCCAAGAAAAGUAGCUCAGGUGCAGUUGUAAUGUAGAGGUCACAUGUAAUUUUUGUUGCUUCUUUACAGUCUUCACAUUCCCUGUAUGAUAGGGCUGCGAUUCACAAUCCCUGUUGGAUUUGCUCUGGCAGCCAAGGCAGUUGAUGUCCCCUAACUGUGAGAAAGACUCCAUGUACUGCAGUUCAGUGUAAGAGGUACUGCCUUUCAUCUAUCGUGCCAUUGGUUCAAAGCAUCUUCCUGCCAGUAACAUCAGUUUUGUUCAUCUUGAUUCCCAUCCAGACCUUCUUAUUCCUGUUAAUAUGCCUGCAGAUACUGUAUUUGACAAAGAAACUCUUUUUAGUGAAUUAAGUAUUGAGAACUGGAUUAUGCCUGCUGUUUAUGCUGGCCAUAUUUCUCAAGUAGUAUGGCUUCACCCACCCUGGGCUCAUCAGAUCUCAGAAGGAAAACACAGUUUUCUUGUUGGGAAAGACCUGUCAACAACGACAAUCAGGGUUACAGGCACAGAUCAUUACUUUUUAAGUGAUGGUCUUUAUGUUCCUGCUGAUCAGCUAGAAAACCAGAAGUCCUUAAAUUUACAUGUCAUUCUCAUCAACCCUAUUGAAUCAUCUAAUGGCCAUGAAGAAAAUGGUGAAGUAGCAUCUGCUAAAAGACUGAAGCUAAAUACAGAUGACACAGCAAGCACCACUUCUGCCUCUUCAUCAAUGGGUCUUGGUGACCUUGAUAACAGCACCCCAAGUGUGAAGCAAAAGGAAGUACCAAAUGCAAGUGCCCUGAAUAGGGCAGGAACCUCGCCAGAGUGCUCAGCUUCAAGCUGUCUCAAAACCAGUGAAUGCCCAAUAAGGGAAGUUGUUAAAGAUAUCUGCCAAGUGCUGCAGAAAGGGGAUGCAUAUGUUUUGGACAUUGACUUAGAUUUUUUUUCAGUUAAAAAUCCAUUCAAAGAAAUGUACACACAGACAGAAUAUGGGCUCUUGCAAGAGUUGUACAAUUUCAAGAAGCCGCACAAAAAUGCAACAGAGGAAGGCUUGCUGGAUUGUGUUGAAAACCGUGUUCAUCAGCUGGAAGAUCUGGAAGCAGCAUUUGCAGAUUUGUGUGACAGUGAUGAUGAAGAAACUCUCCAGAAAUGGGCUUCAUAUCCUGGAAUGAAGCCACUUGUUCAACUAGUUCACAGUUUGAAAACCAGGAUGGAAAGCCCAGACUAUGAAAUGGUACAUCAGGCUGGUUUAACCUGUGAUUAUAUGGAGCUUCCUCACCAUGUUAGCACUGAAGACGAGAUCGAAGGCCUCAUACAAUCCGUUAAAGUUCUACUAAAAGAUAUGCCCAAGCCCACGCUUGUGACUGUUGCUCGAUCAAGUUUGGAUGACUAUUGCCCUUCAGAGCAGGUUGACAUGAUUCAAGAGAAGGUUCUCAAUUUACUCGGUUCGGUGUAUGGCUCUCUGAAUGUGCACUUAGACUACUCAAGCACUUCAUCUUCUUUGUGACCUUGCUUCAUGUAUUGCUGUCUAAUGCAGUGGAUUAAUUUAAAUUGCAUAUUAGCUAUGGUUACAAGGGGAAAACUACUGUUAUUUCACCAGGUGGCACUAGAACCCAAGCUGACCCAGAGCUAGUUUUGAGUUGCAUUACUUUCUCUAAGUCAGCUACAUUUGAACUGUUCGUUACCUGUUUGGCUUUGUUUAGAUUAGUUCUGUGAUUAUUAUUUUUAUUGUCUUUCUUCUUAAAAUUGGUGCAAGAGAAAUGACUUUUUGUCUAUAAAAUGACACUUUUUGUCUGAUUUCUUUGUGUCUGUAAAAAAAACAUAAAAUAUAUAAUUUUUUAAAAUAAAUAGAUAUCUUUUAUGUAAUUAAACUUUUUUUUUUAAUUGAGUUUGGUGAGUAACAGAAUUUGUUCCUGAGUUGCAUUAUAUCUUUUAAAAAAUUAUCUGAAUAAUGCCCUUAAGACUGUAGGUUUACAUAGUGAUCUCUCGUAAUUUUUGUACUUGAGAUGAACCUCUCAUUUCUAUAGAGCAGCUUAUGGCUUCUGCCCUAUCCACAGAAUAUCAUUUAUAUUUAUACUCUCUUUCAUUAAUAUUGUCUUAUUUUGCCUUAGUAUUUCAUUGGUGACUCAUAUGAUGUCCUUAAUGUACAGACAUUGGCUUGAUAUUUUCACUUUUACAUAAUUUUGAGGAUAAAAAGUAUGUUUACAUGUGCAUGCUUUUAUCUUUGGAAUCCUGUAAGGAAUUGAAUUGAUAGUUUCUUCAGAAACAAAGAUUUAGCCUCAUUGAAGUCAGCAGCAAAAUCUUCUGUACCAGUUUUUUGCUCAUUUCUGUAUUGCUAUUUGGAAAAUAACAGUUUUAGAAAUGUUUAAUUUAGAAAUCAAUAUAGUUAUAGAGAAAACUGCCACUUUCAGAGAUAAAAACCCCACAGGAUUUAUUUGGGAAUGAAAAUGAAAUGGGAAAGAAAAAAAUGCCACCUAGAAUAUUGUUAUUUGUUAUGAAUAUAUUUUGCGUGUAAUUUCUUCUGAAAUAGUUAGGUUCAUUUGCUAACAUUACUCUUUGCUCUACCAUGACUUUGUGCACUUUUAUGGUUUUUUAUUGCUUCUGCUGUUGAUAUAAAUUACUGUAUUAUAGAUUGCAAAUAUAUAAUCAUUCUAAAAUAUUUCUUCCAGUAGAAUAAAUUCCAUGACCAUGGACCCGCCUUCAUUGUGUUUUUGUGACACAUCUGUCACAAAGACAUGCCUAGCCUGGGACCCAGUUUCCUUAAUACUUCAUAAAUUAUGAACAGCCAUACCUUACAUAUAGAAAUGAAGUGCAGUCAGAUCAUGAUUGUGUAAAGAUUGGGGUUUUUUUAAAGUUAGAGAUGCUUCUUGCUGGGCUUUGCAUAAGGUUGUAGAAAACAAAAAAACCCAAACAUGUAGGGCACAGCUGAGCCCCUCAACCACGGCCGGGUGGGCGAGAGCCCUGGGGAAAGCUUGGGCAAGGGAGAUCAAAACACUGCCCGGCAGCCAGGGCUGAGGGAUCCAACUGGGAGAACCUUUAGCAUGGACCAAACUCAGCAAUGUUUGCAUCUCUGCCUGGGUGCUGCUUUGGGGAUUCCUUGGUUGGUGAGGUAACAAAAAU
This is a messenger RNA of Manacus vitellinus (golden-collared manakin), 4139 nucleotides long. It is a transcript of the gene CUNH5orf22, whose product is annotated as chromosome unknown C5orf22 homolog. The transcript is spliced from 9 exons. Bases 1348 to 2526 code for a protein of 392 amino acids. NCBI's taxonomy places the organism in Eukaryota, Metazoa, Chordata, Aves, Passeriformes, Pipridae. The record is from RefSeq and is a predicted model, not a curated record.